CAUCCACAAUGUCCGGCUUUGGGGGCUUCAACCAGAACAACAACAAGCCAGGCGGUUUCUCCUUCGGCGGAGCCAACAACAACACGACGGGCGGCGCUAGCGGCAGUCUGUUCGGCGGCAACACCAACGCGGGAAGCACGGGCGGGCUAUUCGGUGGCGGCGGCGCGGGUGGCACGCCCGCAGCGGGGUCACAGCCCGGCGGCGCGCCUGCAGCCCCCAGCGGCGGCCUGUUUGGCGGCAACACCAACACGAACACCAACACAGCAGCGCCAACGAGCGGGUUUGGUGGGUUUGGCGGCGCCGCGAAGCCAGGCGGCUUUUCUUUUGGCGGCGCGGCCUCCAACUCGACCGCUGCUACUCCCGCCGCCCCCGCAGCCCCAAGCGGUGGCCUGUUUGGGGGUGGUGCAUUCGGCAAGCCUGCAGACAGCGGGUCGAGCACACCCAAACCGCUCUUCGGCGCGCCGGCUGCCGGGUCGACGACGCCCGCAUCCACUCCUCCUGUAGGCGGUCUGUUUGGUGGUGGCGGCAGCUCCCAGCCCUCUGGAGGACUAUUUGGUGCCUCCGCCGUUGCACCCAAUCCGUCCACCUCCGCUCCCGCCGCGCCGGCCGCACCUGCCGGCGGAAGCCUCUUCGGCGGCUUUGGCAAGACUGCCGCCCCCGCCUCCACGACUCCUGCCUCCACGACUCCAGCAGCCCCCGCGGCGCCUGCCGCAGGUUCGCUCUUCGGCGGCUUCGGAAAGCCGGCGUCGACCCCUGCCAGCGGGACCGCGACGCCGUCGGGCGGCCUAUUUGGUGGCGGCGCCAGCAGCACGCCUGCAACGGGCGCUGCCGCGCCGAGCUUGUUCGGUUCUAAACCCGAGGAGAAGAAGGACGCAGCCCCGCCUGUUGGGUCAUCGCUAUUCGGCACAGGCUUCGGUCAGGCCGCCACAACAGCCGCUGCGGGCGGCAGCACAACCCCUACGACUGCCCCCGCCGGUGGCCUUUUCGGCAAGCCUGCUGCUCCCGCUGCGCCGAGCCUGUUUGGAGCCAAGCCUGAAGACAAAAAGGACGCCGCUGCUGCACCAGCAGCUCCUGCCGCGGCCUCGCUUUUCAGCUUUGGGAGCAAGUCCACACCUGCAUCUGGAGCAGCCACCCCUGCCGCUGCGCCUGCUGCUGCGCCUGCCGCCCCUGCUUCCGGCGGCGGCCUGUUUGCAAACUUGGGCAAGACUGCCGACAAGCCCGCUGAGGCUGCCAAAGCGCCUGAGGCUCCCAAGCCCCCCGCUGCCGGUGGUUCUCUCUUUGGGAGCUUUGGUAAGCCGGCCGACAAGCCGGCGGAGCAGAAGGAUGAGGCGGGCAAGGCGCCUGCGGCAGCUGCGCCCGCAGCUGGCAGCCUGUUUGGUGCGCCCAAGCCCGCGGAGAGCUCUACCGCAGCUGGCAGUCUGUUCGGCGCACCCAAGCCCGCGGAGAGUUCUACCGCAGCCGCUGGCUCAUCUACGCCCGCGGCCGGCGGCUUGUUCGGCUCUAAGCCUGCGACUGCGCCCGCCACUGGUGCCGUGACGCCCGCUGUGACCAUCAGCAUGGCUGGCACUAAGCCCGGCUCCCCGGCUGGAGAGGCUGCCAAGGUGACUGAGCCCCCACCCAACCUCCUCCGCGGCAAGACGCUUGACGACAUUGUCGAUGGGUGGAGCAAGGACCUCGAGGCACAGGUGAAGGAGUUCGAAAAGCAGGCGGGCGAGGUAAGAGAGUGGGACAAGGUGCUUGUGCGGAACGGCAACCAGAUUGCAGCGCUGCACCAGCAAGUGGUCGAGGCGCAGACCAACCAGGCGACGCUCGACAAGAACCUCGACUACAUCGAGAACCAGCAGAAGCAGCUGGACGCCAUGCUGACUGCUUACGAGCGCGAAAUUUCGAGUAUGGGUGACAAGGACAGCAAGCCGCUGGCGCCCAAGAUGCCUGCGGACCGGGAGCGCGAGAAGGCCUACGCGCUUGCCGAGGACCUGAACAAGCAGCUGGACGACAUCGGCCGUAACCUAUCCGCCAUGAUCGACGAGGUGAACAAGCUUUCGACGUCGGGGACGAGCGCGAGCGUCGCGCCGCCCAGCGCGCCCAACGCCGCGGACGCCGCGAGCCAGCAGAGCGAAGAUCCGAUCAACCAGCUCAGCGCCAUCCUCGGCGCCCACCUGCGCGCCAUCCACAGCAUCGACACGAACGCGACCAAGCUCGCGUCCAAGGUCGACGAGCUCGAGGGGCGCAUGAGCAAGGGCACGCCGCGGCGGUAGCCUAUGUAUAUAGUGACAGUGAUACAGCUAUGCAUGUCUAUACCCG
Messenger RNA from Cutaneotrichosporon oleaginosum, 2304 nucleotides. RefSeq lists its product as uncharacterized. Gene Ontology annotation, biological process: RNA export from nucleus; protein import into nucleus. Lineage: Eukaryota; Fungi; Basidiomycota; Tremellomycetes; Trichosporonales; Trichosporonaceae. Gene Ontology annotation, cellular component: nuclear pore; nuclear pore central transport channel. The record is from RefSeq and is a predicted model, not a curated record. Gene Ontology annotation, molecular function: phospholipid binding; structural constituent of nuclear pore.